Aspergillus puulaauensis is the source of this 798-nucleotide messenger RNA. RefSeq lists its product as uncharacterized. Lineage: Eukaryota; Fungi; Ascomycota; Eurotiomycetes; Eurotiales; Aspergillaceae. The coding region runs from base 1 to 798 and encodes 265 amino acids. The transcript has a single exon. The record is from RefSeq and is a predicted model, not a curated record.
AUGCCGAACCCGUCCCAACUCUUCCUCCUUGCCGAUCACAUCAAGCUCUCCCUCCUCGAACGCCAACGAGCCAUCUCCUUGAAUCUAGAACCCAACAGCCAAGAUGGCGAGAUUUCCCGCUCACUUGACUCACUACGUGAAGGAAUCGAAGGCGUCGAAUCCAAUGUUACGAGGUUAGAAGAAUCAAACGAUGAUGAGGCCUCCGUAUACAAAGACCAACUGGUUCAUCUACGGUCGCAAUACAGCGAUCUAUCAUCGCAAUUCAACGGGCCUUCCAGCUCAAGUGCCGAUGACGACGGGACAGACUCACCGCAAUUCCAAAAUGUCAAGAACUCAUCGCCGGACCUGAAACAGCCCGUUCCGCAGCAUCCGCCGUCCAAAUCCGUUCGUUUCAUGGACGAUUCCGCCGACGCCGAGGACGAUCUAAACCGUCGCAACCUGUUCCAACCAUACCGAGACUCCCCAUCUCCUGAGCGCGUGGAUACGUCUGACAUGUCAAAUGACCAAAUAUACGAUCACCAUGACCAGGUAAUGCGGGAUCAGGAUGACCAGUUGGAUCGGUUAGGCGAGUCUAUUGGGCGGCAGCAUCAGCUGAGUAUCCAGAUUGGGGAUGAACUCGACGGGCAUGUAGCGUUGCUGGACGGCGUAGACAGUGGUGUUGAACGCCAUCAGAGCAGACUGGACAAUGCGAAGCGGCGCAUUGACAAGAUUCGCAGGAGUGCUGGUGACAACUGGAGCAUGAUGACGAUCAUCGGGUUAAUUAUUGUUCUUGUUAUCCUGAUCGUCCUCCUGAAAUGA